Messenger RNA from Fusarium verticillioides 7600, 2740 nucleotides. RefSeq names its product 1-acyl-sn-glycerol-3-phosphate acyltransferase. Gene Ontology annotation, molecular function: 1-acylglycerol-3-phosphate O-acyltransferase activity. The record is from RefSeq and is a predicted model, not a curated record. Lineage: Eukaryota; Fungi; Ascomycota; Sordariomycetes; Hypocreales; Nectriaceae. Gene Ontology annotation, biological process: phosphatidic acid biosynthetic process. The coding region runs from base 222 to 1133 and encodes 303 amino acids. The transcript has 2 exons. Gene Ontology annotation, cellular component: endoplasmic reticulum; membrane.
CAAACCAACCCCCGCCAAACCAAACCAGACCCGAACCUAAACCCAUACAGUACAAUCCACCAGAUCCAUCCAUUCCAAUAUCCAUAACCCAGCUGACCUACCCAUAGUCUUUAACCUACAAACUCUACCUACUUCUCCUCUACUGGUGUCUCACUCUAUCUCAUCACCUGUCUUUUCUUUUCCUCUCUUCUCCUCAGUAGAGUCUCCGUUUGUCGCCCAUCAUGUCCAUCUCCAAUAUCCUGCUCUACUUCCUCCUCGGCUACGCCGCCCUAAUAAUCUUCUUCUACGCCAUGUCCCUCGUCGUUCCAAAAGCCGCCUUCGCCGCCCGCGGUCUCGCCUCCUACAUCUCUCUCCUCGCCGUCGCAGCCUACGGAGUCCUCGCCUCCAUCUUCCUCACCGUUGUCGGAAAGCAGCAGAUCGCGCAAUGGGCUGUCGGCCGCUGUUUUCACCAUGUUAUGCGCUACACCACUGGCGUUGAGUUCGUUGUCGAGGACCCUGAUAACGUCCUCGGUACUACGCGCCCGGCCAUCUUCAUCGGAAACCACCAGACGGAACUCGAUGUUCUCAUGCUCGGAAUCGUGUUCCCCAAGUACUGCAGUGUUACUGCCAAGGCCUCGCUGAAGAAGGUACCUUUCCUCGGCUGGUUCAUGUCGUUGAGCGGUUCCAUUUUCAUCGAUCGCAAGAACAGCAAGGAUGCCCGCGAGGCUAUGAAGGGCGCUGCUAGUGAGAUCCAGUCCAAGCGACAGAGCGUCUACAUGUUCCCCGAGGGUACUCGAAGUUAUGCCAAGGAGCCCAUGCUGCUGCCUUUCAAGAAGGGUGCUUUCCACCUUGCUAUCCAGGCCGGCGUGCCCAUUGUUCCCUGCGUCGUCGCAAAUUACAGCCAUAUCAUGCACCCAAAGACUCUCACCUUCAAAUCUGGAAAGAUCCCCGUCAAGGUUCUCAAGCCUAUUCCCACCAAGAACUUGACCGCCGCCGACGUUGACGAGCUUACCCGCACGACGCGGGAGCUCAUGCUCAACGAACUCGUCACUCUCACAGCAAAGGCCCGCGGCCAACCCAUGGCUGUUCCCGCUUCGCUUGACUCAACAACUGGCAAGAGCUCGGCCAUCGAUACAAAUGGCUCAGCGCACUAAGCGCAUCUCACUGAACAAAAAGAAAUCAUUGAGGAGGAGGAGGAUUGGGUAGGAUAGGAUAGGGAUAAGGAGUUUGCCAUACGGGGAGUCACGUCGGAUGCAAAGACUUGAGGCAGCCUUUUGAUACCCCCAUAGACGCAUGCAUGAGGCGGCUUGUGUUCGCUAGGUUUACGGGCUUGAGCUCAGCCUAACUGUUUUGGUGUACUGUUUCUGCUUUUUCGUUACUGCAGCUUGCUUGCUGGCGGAUUUGCGCCUGUUUGUUUUACCUAGGUUAGGUUCAUGAGGCGGGCUCACAAGAUGUUUUCAGAAUUUAGUCGCAUGACGGAAUGAAUAGACGUAUAUACGUUACAUAUGCGGAUGUCGAUCACUCCCCUCCAAGUGUCACAGGAAUUCACAUGCAUACAGAUCUGUAUGUAACUUGUACACUUUUCGAGUUUCAUUCGGUAUCGUCUAUCAUCAUCUGCACGCCAAAACCGGAGGACCAGAAACGAGAUUCAACUCCAAGAUCGCCAGACCCGACCUGCCCUUAUAUUCCGCCAUGCUCCGAGGCCGACCAAUUACAAGGAAAUAUCGCUACACUAAAAACCACACAAGAAAUCAAUGAAGUCCAGCUUUGUAUAUAGCAAAUGUACCGACAGGCUUACUCUCUAAGUGCCUGCAGUGCUUGCGUCAGUGACACGACCCUCAGACUUCGACCCCGUCUCGGUGUUCCCAUAGCAGCCGAGCUCGUGUGUGUUGUUGUAGGGCUCAAGUCAUCUCGCCAGAAACGGAAGACACGCUUCAGAUCCCGAGGAAUACCUUCCAAUACGACCGUUGAGAUGGGCACAAAAGGACGGUCCUCCAUGCCCGCGGCAAGGAUAGCAUAUUCUUGAGCAAAGUCGAGAGCGUUGCGGAAAGACGAGUAUUGUGACUGAGCACGGGCGCCAACAAUGAUGUACAUCUCAAAAAAUGCGUCAAGAACAUAGAUGUGCUCAGGAGAAAGGUCACGCUGGUUGAAGAGAGCGAUCUCAAAAACCUGGUGCUUAUUAGUGCGCCGACAGCUUGAGCCAAUGUGAAUCAACAUACCUGUUGCCGUGUGUCUGCAUCCGAGCAGAAGAGUCUGCUGCAGUACUUGGCAUAGUUGGGCUUGAGCCUCCAAUGAUCAGCCGAGUGAGGCUUUGAUCCGCUCUCAAAAAGUUUCCAAAAUGACUCAGACUCAUCGCCAUCGUCGGCCUCGAUUAGUUCUCCAGUGAGUGUAAGCUCAAUGGCGAUGAGCUUCGCCGCACUCAGCUCUGUUACAUCGCAUCCUCGUCCCUUCCAGAUAUAGGCUUUACCCUGACUAGUGAGAACAUAGACGAAUCCUGCGCAGAGACUCGACGGGCUGAAAUCACACUCAUCGAAAGCGACCUGGCCCUGAUAGCGCCGGCCGCAGAGCAUGUUGGGUGCCAGUGAGUCGUACUUGUUGCUUGAGCCGCGUCUAAUCAAAACAACUCCACCGAGUGCUUGCAAAAACUCCGUUGUCUCCUUGCCUUGCUGCAUCUUGACAAGCUUACCGCCCAAUGCCUUGGCUUCCUUCUGCACGAAAAGAAGGGCAUCGUCAGCAGCCGACUCAGGAACCUGGUCACCAA